GGAAGAAACGGCGUCCGGGGGGGGAACAGCCGGGAUCAGGACCCUCGGGGACACGGAAGGAGCCGUAUCUCGGCGGGCGCCGCCGCAUCGCAUCGUAUCGCCGGCGCAACAUGGACUUCAUGUUUGAGGAUGACAUCAGCAUCCUGACACAGGAGACGCUGGGGCCAGAUGAGGACUGGCUGGACAGCCCCAACACUGACCUCUCGGAUGAGAUGUGCUCAGCCUCCCACUUCGCCCUCAUCACUGCCUACAAUGACAUCAAGAACCGACUGACGGGGCUGGAACGGGAGAACUCCACACUCAAGCGCCGACUCAAGAUGUAUGAGGUCAAGUACCCGCUGAUCAGUGAGUUCGGGGAGGAACACAUCUUCUCCUUCUACGAGGCCAAGGAGAUGCCGCUGCUCAAGAGCGAGAAGGCAUCACUGCAGCAGCAGCUCAACCAGUUCCAGCACGAGCUGCAGAAGAGCAAAGAGCAGGAGGAGCAGCUGGAGGAGAUGAUCCAGGCCUACAAGAAGCUGUGCGUGGAGAAGGCUGACCUGGAGACAGAGCUGGGAGAGAUGCGGGCGCUGGUGGAGACGCACCUGAGCCGCAUCCGGAGUCUGGAGCAGCAGCUGCAGCAGCGCGACAGCAGCACUUUCUCUGGGCUGGGCACCCUGCUGCCAGGCCAGGAGGUGCCUUUCCUCACCCUGCACCCCAACCCCAGCCUGACCCACGUGCUGGAGCGCAGCGGGGGCUGGCAGAGCCAGGGGCUGGAGGCCAAACUGGAAGCAACACAGCAGGAGGCCCAGCGUGCUCAGCACUGUGAGGAGCAUCUCAAGGCCGAGUACGAGCGACUGCAGGUGGAGCUGAAGCACCUGCAGGACACCCAGGAGCAGGACCAGUCAGAGCAGGACAUGGCCUGGGUGAAGAAGGUGGGCGAUGACCAGGUGAACCUGAUGCUGGCCUACACGGAGCUGACAGAGGAGCUGUGUCGCCUGAGGAACCUCAGCUCCCUGCAGAGCCAGAUCCUCCGUACCCUGCUGCAGGAGAAGAGCCUCAAUGGCGGCCAGCGCCACUCCCCGCUGUCCCAGUGCCAUUCCCCGGCCCCGCAGCACCGCUCGCCCGCCCCACAGUGCCCCUCGCCCGCUCCACCGGGCCGUUCGCCAGCACCCCAGUGCCAGUCACCGGCUCUGCAAUGCCACUUGCCGGGACCUCCCAGCCAGUGUCCAGCCCAGCAGCGCUGCUCGCCGGCCCCCAGCCCCUGCCAGUCCCCUGCCCAGCAGCGUCGCUCCCCAGCACCGCCGUCCUGCCCAUCCCCGGCCUCGACGUCACCCCACCGGCUGCCCAGUGAGAGGAUGGAGCUAGGCUACGCCAAGCCCUCCAGCCACCACAUCAAAGCCAGCUUCCAGGGCUGCCGCAGCUACUCGGAAGUGAACAACAUAGCCCUAUACCAGCAGAGCCACUCCCUCUGGCUCCAGCCCGAAGCCUCAACGCUCCCCAAACACCGGCCCUAUGGAGAAGUGUACAUGGGGGGAGCAGGGGCAGGGGCCCCCCUGAGCUCCCACGAGCCCUUCGAGGAGCACGUGUGCUUCGAGAAGCAGUCGUCGGAUGAAGAGGAGUGGGCACUGCCUAGCCCUCCCAGCUCCGAGAGGGGGGCCAUCCGCUGUGCUUCUUUCUGCACCAACUUCCCCAGCCCUGACGCCAACGCUGCACACCAGACGGCCGCUGCCUACACCCAGGCAGAGCACGCUCAGUCCUGGCCCUCCAUCAAUCUGCUGCUGGAGACGGUGGACUCGGAGGUGCGAAGCUGCCCGCUGUGCCAGCUGGCCUUCCCCAUCGGCUACCCGGAUGAUGCCCUGGUGAAGCACAUCGACUCGCAUCUGGAGAACAGCAAGAUCUGAGCCUUCCCCCCCUUCCCUUCCCCAAUCUUUGGAUGCUGCAUGAAAACACACAAGGAGCAACACAACUCCUAGAAAUACCUCCAAGUCUUCACUAGCUACAGAAAGACUGAGCCUCCCCAACUUGGAGCCCCUGCCCCCCCCAUAAGUGGGCAGGGGCUUCUCUGCCUUGCCCCAUCCCUGCAUCCAUGCUGGGUUCAGAUCCUGGAAUUGGGGCACUGGGAUAACACCAUCCCAAGGGGCAACUGGAGGGGACCCAUCUGCACCUUCACGUGUCAUCUGCACCUUCGAGUGCUGCUGCUUGAUCUCAGGGAGGAGCUGAGGGACCAGAUCUUAAAUCCAGUCCCCGGGAAGCAGGUGAAGGGUAGGGCCUGCCCCUUCCCCAGCUCCUGGGGUUGGAGUUGGGACUGAGGAGGGAGAGGCAGCUACUUGUUCUCGGUCCUCCUCACCUCCUCCCACUGGUUCAAGCAUCAUUCUGCUCUUUCACACUAAAAUCACUCCCUCCCUCUUUCUCCUUCCUCCCCACAACGAUGCUGCUGAAAAACAAACCCUGAGAUGCAGCAUGGAUCCCCACACACAAUUGCACCAGGCUUCCAGGGACACUCCCUGACCCUGCCCCACACAGCCUGGAGACAGCACAGCCCAGCACCCCCCACGAGUCCCCCUUGCUUUAGCCCAGGUCUUCAGGUGCCUGCUCCUCCUGAGCCCCCUACCCUUCCUCCCUCCCCCCACAUUCAAUCUACCUCAAAGCCACCAGGAGAGGGGGGAUCCACAGCACUGUCCCCCCUGGCCGAGCUGCUCCACGCUGCAUGUCUUCCCCUGUGCCACAGCGGGCCCUCUUCCCCCACCCACCCCCAGGGGCUCGGCAGGCUGCAGCCCCCCCACUGCCCCGAGACCCCCAGGGAGGGGGGGAGCCCACACUCUCUGAGAUGCUGCUGACUCCAAUAAAACCUUUCCA
This is a messenger RNA of Colius striatus (speckled mousebird), 2835 nucleotides long. Its product is annotated as TANK-binding kinase 1-binding protein 1-like. Gene Ontology annotation, cellular component: cytoplasm. Gene Ontology annotation, biological process: canonical NF-kappaB signal transduction. Lineage: Eukaryota; Metazoa; Chordata; Aves; Coliiformes; Coliidae. The transcript has 10 exons. Bases 111 to 1880 code for a protein of 589 amino acids. The record is from RefSeq and is a predicted model, not a curated record.